Molecule: messenger RNA, 5314 nt
Organism: Nycticebus coucang (slow loris)
Lineage: Eukaryota; Metazoa; Chordata; Mammalia; Primates; Lorisidae
Gene: SWAP70
Product: switching B cell complex subunit SWAP70
Exons: 12
Coding region: 95-1852 (585 amino acids)
Cellular component (GO): nucleus; cytoplasm
Source: RefSeq, a predicted model, not a curated record
AGGUGACCGCGCGCCGGGUGGUGUUGGCUGAGGCCGAGGGGCCGCAGAGGCGCUCACGGGCCGCCAGGGCAGGAGGGGCAGCAGGGUCGCCGUCAUGGGAAGUUUGAAGGACGAGCUGCUCAAGGCCAUCUGGCACGCUUUCACCGCGCUCGACCUGGACCACAGCGGCAAGGUCUCUAAGUCUCAGCUCAAGGUCCUUUCCCAUAAUCUGUGUACCGUGCUGAAGGUUCCACAUGACCCAGUUGCCCUUGAAGAGCAUUUCAGGGAUGACGACGAAGGGCCUGUCUCUAAUCAGGGCUACAUGCCGUAUUUAAACAAGUUCAUUUUGGAAAAGGUCCAAGACAACUUUGACAAGAUAGAAUUCAAUAGGAUGUGUUGGACCCUCUGUGUCAAAAAAAACCUCACAAAGAGUCCCCUGCUCAUUACGGAAGAAGAUGCCUUUAAAGUAUGGGUUAUUUUCAACUUUUUAUCUGAGGACAAGUAUCCGUUAAUAAUUGUGCCAGAAGAGAUUGAAUACCUGCUGAAGAAACUUACGGAAGCUAUGGGAGGAGGUUGGCAGCAAGAACAAUUUGAACAUUAUAGAAUCAACUUUGAUGGCAGUAAAGAUGGCCUUUCUGUGUGGGAACUGAUUGAGCUUAUUGGAAAUGGACAGUUCAGCAAAGGCAUGGAUCGUCAGACAGUGUCUAUGGCAAUCCAUGAAGUCUUUAAUGAGCUAAUAUUAGAUGUGUUGAAACAGGGUUAUAUGAUGAAAAAAGGCCAUAGACGGAAAAACUGGACUGAACGCUGGUUUGUACUAAAACCCAACAUAAUUUCUUACUAUGUGAGUGAGGAUCUGAAAGAUAAGAAAGGAGAUAUUCUCUUGGAUGAAAAUUGCUAUGUAGAGUCCUUACCUGACAAAGAUGGAAAGAAAUGCCUUUUUCUCAUAAAAUGUUUUGAUAAGACCUUUGAAAUCAGUGCUUCAGAUAAGAAGAAGAGACAAGAGUGGAUUCAGGCCAUUCAUUCUACUAUCCAUCUGUUGAAGCUGGGCAGCCCUCCACCCCACAAAGAAGCGCGCCAACGCCGGAAAGAACUUCGGAAGAAGCUGCUGGCGGAGCAGGAGGAGCUGGAACGGCAGAUGAAGGAGCUCCAGACAGCCAACGAAAAUAAGCAGCAGGAGCUGGAGGCCGUGAGGAAGAAACUGGAAGAAGCAGCGUCUCGCGCAGCAGAAGAGGAAAAGAAACGCCUUCAGACUCAAGUGGAACUGCAGGCCCGGUUCAGCACAGAGCUGGAGCGAGAGAAGCUUAUCAGACAGCAGAUGGAAGAACAGGUUGCUCAGAAGUCCUCUGAACUGGAACAGUAUUUGCAGCGAGUACAGGAACUUGAAGACAUGUACCUAAAGCUGCAGGAGGCUCUUGAGGACGAGAGACAGGCCCGGCAAGAUGAAGAGAUGGUGCGGAAGCUUCAGGCCAGGUUAUUGGAGGAAGAGUCUUUGAAGAGGGCUGAACUGGAAAAGUGGCACUUGGAGCAGCAGCAGGCAAUUCAGACAACUGAAGCGGAGAAGCAAGAGUUGGAGAAUCAGCGUCUUCUGAAAGAACGAGCCCUUCAGGUGGCCAUGGAGCAGCUGGAGCAGCUGGAGUUAGAGCGGAAGCAAGCGCUCGAGCAGUAUGAGGGAGUUAAGAAGAAGCUGGAGAUGGCGACUAAUAAGACCAAGAGCUGGAAGGACAAAGUGGCCCAUCAUGAAGGAUUGAUUCGACUGAUAGAACCAGGUUCAAAGAACCCUCACCUGAUCACUAACUGGGGACCAGCUGCUUUCACGCAGGCAGAACUUGAAGAGAGAGAGAAGAACUGGAAAGAGAAGAAGACCACAGAGUGACUGUAUGUGGCGCAAGUCACACUGGUUGUGUAGAUACUUCAUGGCAGGAGAGCUUUAUGCUAAAGACAAAAGAAAUGGGCUUUGCUGCUUCUAACUCUUCUUCCUUCAGUGGCUCUAAUGGGGUCAAUAUCCUAAAGAAGCCUUCCUAUUUAUCUUCCUGAAAAGAAAAAAAGGCAAUUUUGAUUGUCAUGCUCUUUAUUUUCUCCGAAAACUUCAGCUUCUGAAAAUUACCUGUUAGUUCUGAUUCUUCUGUGUAUGAAGCAGUUUAUAGAUAGCACAGUCAACUCCUUCACCUGCAGUACCGGAGGGAGUGGGUGACAUAGGUGCUCAGUACCACUGGACAAUCAGAGUCUCUUGGGACUGGGUGUCAGGUUUUCCUUGGGCAGCAGGUUUGUUCUCCAAGUGCAUGUUUCAGACUAGUUUGGCCAUUCUGCUUGCCAUUCCGUGCCAGCUGACUUGAAACGCGUUUGACCAGGUCAGGCAGCCACUGCCAUUUCCUGGAUCACACUAUAUAUAUUAUAUUAUAGUUAUGACUUAGUAAGUUUCUUAGCUCAUACUAAGAAACAUCUUCCUUAUCCUUCAUAAACUGGCAUGUAUCAUUCCCAUCUCCUUCCUCCUCACCUCAAAGGAAACAUCCCUUUGCUCAUUACCUAACCUAAUUUUUCUCUCUUGUUCUCUCCCUGUAGCAAAUGAUACGCUACCAAGUAUGUGCCAGGCUGUGAGAGGAUUCUAUUAAGUAAUAAAGAAGCUAAUUCGAAAUAAAAUUUGGAUAAUUUAUAAAGCAGGUUCUAUGCACACGGGCAGUGGGAGUUGACUGUCUGCUAGACUCAAAACGUCAUGACGAUAGUGACGUGUCAUUCUAUUGGCUGAGCCGUGAUGUCGGCCUUUGUCAGUGGGUGGCUUUUCUGCUUCUUCUCUUCCUCCAUGGGCAGUGACAGUGGAAUAUCCUAUAAAUUGGGAUCAUAGUUUCUGUGCAUCUGAUUUGAAAGGAGUAUUGAGGAAGGUUUUUCAUCUAUGAUUUCGUAUUGUAUUAAGAAUAUUAUUUAUGAGAUCAAGCCUUCCAACACUACUUACAAUGUAUAAGCAACGGUAGUAACUCCAUGGACAGUAAUAAUGCUUAAAAUUGUAAAUAAAUUUGGGGAUAAUUCAGUUGUUGCUUUAAAAAAAAAAAAAGGCAGCAGAAUUCAGUGGACUAAUUAAAGUCUUUCCCUGUCUACAAGUAUUAAAUGAGGACAGAGGACCUUGUGUGUCCUUAUGCUAAUGUUUGCAUAAAAGUAGUAAGGAAGCUAUUUCUAAAAAGAUGGCCACGUCUGAACAGUAUGGUUUUAGAGAUUUCAAUGUAUGUAUUUAUUUACAGGAGAGGAAACUGGAAUGUAAUCCCAUAAACCACCACCUUUUAUGACUGGAAAACAUUUGCAAAUGAAAAAUUUUAGAAAUUUAUCUUAAGGUUUUUUUGCUGUUUAAUAAAAAUGUAACUUUUGGGUGGCGCCUGUGGCUCAAAGGAGUAGGGCGCCAGCCCCAUGUAUCAGAGGUGGUGGGUUCAAACCCGACCCUGUCCAAAAACUACAAAAAAAAAUAAAUAAAUAAAAAUGUAACUUUAAUGUUUUUAUAGUUGCCUUUAUAAAGUUUAGAUUAUUAUGUAAAAUGUCUUUGUUUCAUGUACCCUCAAAAUUUAGCAGCUAAUUUGGGUGCUGGUUUCUGCCCAGCCAUUUAUCAGUAUUAUGGUUUUAUUUAGUAGCUGGGAGGUAUAUUAGACCAUGACCUGGGUGAGAAAUGGAACCUUCCCUGUGGUUUGAUUACACAUCACACCAGAAUAAGGAAAAAAUACAAAAGAAGCUGAUGUGAAAUCCAUGAGGUAGAGGAAGUAUAGGAGACUAACAGCCUAUGAAGGGUGGUGGUAUAAUAUGUGAAUUUCUACUUUGCCACAUACCUUCGUAGAAUGUCCUUCCUUAAACCUGGCUUAUUCCACUACAGUUGAAAACAUGACCUGGAGCUUACAGGCUCUCCUGGACCUCACUGUGUGGCCCUGGGACAUCCGCCUGAGGACUGGGCGCUUUCUAGCCUCCUGGGGCCCUUGGCUUGACCAAGCAGUUGUACAUGGUUGUGCAGGUGGUUUCUAUUCAAUGCAUUGUGUUACUGGUUUACAGCUUCACUUCAGCGGCCCUAUCUCUAGGAGGCAAAAAUCCUUUUAAACAGUGCCUUGGCUAAGAUGGGUACUUCAUGAAUCAAAGUACAGAAAUGAACUAAGUCAAUCCCAUUUGGAAGGAUACUUUGAUGCUAACUGAAUUCUUCCUAAUAAUUAAAAUGAUGUCGACUGUCAAAGUGCUGAUAGAAGCCAUGGUGGUCUUUUGUAAUUACUGUACAGAAAAUUUCAGAGUGAUUGUCAUAAUCAGGCCUUUAAUAAAUAGGGAGGGAUAUAAUCAUUUAUAGGAAUUAUGCAUGAAAAAAGUUUUAAAAAUGUAUUUUUGUGAUAUGCUAUGUUGAGAGGAAACCAAAUAUUUAUACUUCUCAUUCUUAUUGAAACAUUGUACAAUGUAAUAUGCUCAACUUGACUUUUUUGCUAAUUUUUCUAAGAUAUAUUAAAAAUGUUUUGUAUUUUUUUUUUUUAGCACAUAAGAUAGACCCAGCAAGAAAAUUAAAAUUCCAGAACAACAUACAUUUUAAACUGUCUGAUUUAAUAAAACAACGGGGUAAAGUUGUGUCUAUGUAUGUGUAUUUUCAUAUAAUGAGACAGACUUUAGGGACAUUUCCUGAAAAAACUGGGUUUGGAGUUUAGACCCUGAGAAGUUAGCCGUGGCCUUAUGUUUGGUGUUUGAGUCACUAAUGUGGGCAAACCAUGGCUGAUGUGUCAGCUCUCAAACGGGAACUUGCAAAGAUGAUUUCUCCCUCAUGGUUGCUGUUACCUCCAGACCUUCUUACCUCUGUUUCCUGUGUUUUCUUUUUAUGCCUUUUAGUUUUUCUUUCACCAGAGUAAACAGUGUGGUCUCUUUUGUUUUGGUUUAAGUGGUUACAAGAUAAAACUAUUGUGGACUAAGGGGCCCACUCAGUCCAGCUUGAUUGUAUAUUGGAAUGCUGAUCUUUCUCUGUUAGAGGGAAAGUGGGCGAGAGAGAACACUAACUAGUUGGUGUUUUUCAAAGCUAUUCUUUUCUCUAUUUCAGUGCUUCUCAACCGUUGGCAAUUUUGCCCUCCACCAGGGGGCAUUUGGCAAUGUUUGGAGAUGUUUUUGGUUAAUACAACCGGAGAGAGCUUUACUGGCAUUAAGUGGGUAGAGGCCAGGGAUGCUGUAAUUCAUCCUACCAUGCACAGGACAGUUCCCAGGAACAGAGAACUAUAUGGACUAACAUUUCAACAGUGGGUGGGGCUGAGAAAACCUGCUCUACACAAAAGCAAGUUCUGUUAUCCCGAACAUAAAAGGCUUCAGGAGUUGACUGACCCUUUUGGUGUAAAUGAGGUGCACCUGG